AAGAUAUUUUAAGCUCAGAAUUCUUUAAAAUAUUGAAAAAAGCAAUUUAUUAACGCAAUCUAUUGUUUAUAUGCUAACAAAAUUAAUAAUACCUCUCCCCAAAAAAUCCUAGAUACGCUCAUGUCGGAUUUACUGUCUGAUCAUUACACGUGACCACUUUGUUCGCGGCAACAAUUGCUCGCAAUUGCGCCGCACUUCAGACCGCUCGUGGUAGUAGCGCGGCUUUAAGGGAUACGUACGUGCAAUUGCGUCGCAUCGAACAACAAAAGUAAUUUCCGAUAAAAACAAAAUAAACAUGGAUAAUCAGGAGAGUCACGAUGAUCCCCAAUUCGUGAAGGUGCUGGAAACCUGUUUAAAAAUGGAAAUCGAGUCGGUCCGGAAAAAUCUCGACGUUAACACAGCGGAAAUAAGACAAAUGAAGGCGACAAUACACAGCGAGAUUAAUAGGAGAAAGGAACUCAAAGGCAAGAUGGCGCAGAUGAAAAAAACUAAAUGGAUAUUAGGCGAGACUUUAACAAAGUUAUACAUAAACAUCAGCGAAAUCUCGGAUAUGUUAGAAACUAUGAAAGCAAAUGCCGACGAUCAGUACAAGCUGAUUCAGCUGAGGACACAAGAGUAUCAGGACAUCAUUGCCGGAUACAAGAAAACGUGGGAUGAAUAUCGUGUUAUAUACGAGGAAUUUCCAUUGGCGAAGGCCAGAAGAGCGGCUGAGAUCAAUUUGGAGAAACUUAAAAUCGAGCAUAGAAUCACGUCUUAUAAGAAAGCGGAGAUAAUAACGAUUAUCAAGCAGAGACGCCGUAUUGACUGGAUCCGUAUGCGCUGCAAGAUAAUUGAAUUCGUCACCGUAAUGUUGGAACGUAUGAAAUUUGAGGAAAAAUUAACGAAGCUGAAAGGGAAUGUGAAGAAUAAGAAAAAAGAUUUGCAGUCAAUCGAAGCGGAGCUGAAAGUAUUACACAAGAAGGAGGAGGAUCAGAAAAGACGGAGAAAGAAGGAAAUGCUGCAAAUGGCUCCGCCGAAGAUCAAUAUACCAUUUCGAGAGAUGAUGCACGCUCAAAAUCAAAUGCGCGCGAGAACAUCAGUACAGCAUCAGAUUCAAGAGCCCUUUGAUGAUACCAUAUCCGUCAAUACCUUGUACCUGGAGGAAUUAUGCAUAAAUGAGAACGCUACAGCGUCGUCGCUCGAGCGAAUGGACGUAGAUACAAUACAUGACAAUGAUUAUAAUGAACUUCAUGCGGUCGAAGCGGAAUUAACGUUUAAUUCCAAAAGUGCGAUUGUUUCGGAAAAUGAUAAUACGCGACCCGCUUCGGUAGCGCCGGAGCUAAGCGCUGAAAAAGAGAUUUUGACAGACAACGAUGUAGAAAUGAGAGAGAUCCAUCAUGACGAGAUACAAAAGUCGCAGGAGUCCGUUAAAACGCAACUAAGCUGCCGUAAUAAAGAAAGUCCGCUCAAGCAUAGCGCUGCUGGGAAUACGCAAGAUGAAGUUCAAGCGAAAAGAAUUCGACUUGAAAGGCAGGAUAGUGAGCAAAGUAUCAAUAAAAUAACUACCCGUCAGCCGUCGACUAUUAAAGAAAUGGGUUCGAAAUCUUUGCUUCGGUCGAUUCCGCAGAUUAAAAAAAUAGAAUCCGUACAUUACAAUAUUACACCGUUGAUGCCGGUACCAAAACCUGUUCAGCAUUCGACUGUCGCUACCAGCAGUAUGUUUUCUCCGAUGCAUUACGAGUACUGUGACAGCAAUAUGAGUUCUAUCGAUCAGGAUUUUGUUUCAAAAGGUGCACCAUCAUUUUGCGGGGACUCUAUGUGUAAUUAUAAAUUAUCUCCGACUUCCAAUUUAUCAAUUUCUAUCGACGAAGACGCGCAGAUGGCUCCUUCCUCGAGAUAUGCGACGCAGCAGCAUAAUAAAACUGAAUCUGGGGACAAGAGCUCGGAGUUCGAGCUCAGUAAUUUACUGAAAAAAGCAAAGGAUGACUUUUCUUUAUUUUAAAGAAAGAAAAAAAAAUAUUGUUUAAACCAUCUAGAUUUUAUACAUAAUCCAACAUAAUUUCAAUGACGUAUUAAAAAAGUCUAUAUAUCAUACAAGUUAAGUUCUAUUACAUUGAUUAAGCAAAAUAAAUUCAUUUAUUAUUAUAUUUCUAAUUGUACCAAAAAUAGAGACUUAAAAUAUAACUAUACAAUAUAAAUGUAA
Solenopsis invicta (red fire ant) is the source of this 2182-nucleotide messenger RNA. RefSeq lists its product as uncharacterized. Lineage: Eukaryota; Metazoa; Arthropoda; Insecta; Hymenoptera; Formicidae. Bases 296 to 1981 code for a protein of 561 amino acids. The transcript is spliced from 8 exons. The record is from RefSeq and is a predicted model, not a curated record.